CCCUGUGGAUGUGAUGAUCUGAAGCUUCCAUAAAGCAUUGCAGAAGCCACAUCUCUGUCUGCGCUGCACCAUGAGCUCUGUAGCGGUCCUGCUGCUGCUUCUGUCUGCCGGGCUGCAAUCAGCUUUCUCUCUAGAAUGUUAUAACUGCAGCUACAGUACCAAGGAUGAGUGUGCAACUAUAAACAUCUGCAGCAAUGGGAAGAAUCAAUGUCUCUUGACUGUCACAGAAAGCAACAUAAGUAAUACAGGCCUACCAUUCAAGUUCUUCACUUAUUCCUGCGGUGUGAAAGAGGACUGUGAUAAGAAAUUCAGUAUGUCUGUAAAUAACACCGUGCAAAGGAGCGAUACCACUUGCUGUAAUACAGACAAAUGCAAACCUCAGAGGUCUGAACCACCCAAAAUAAGUGCACAGAAAAACAAGCUCCAAUGCCCCUACUGUUCUGAGAGCAACACUGACAAAUGCAAGAAUACGGCGACCAUGGAAUGCACCGGUGAUGAGAAUAAAUGCUUCACCUACUCCUACUCACAUAGAAACACCCCCUACGCAAUGCAAGGCUGUAUGCAGACCAAUAUGUGUGAGACCAACAAUCCCCUUGUACUUCCCGGAAGCUCCCAGUUCACCAAGAAGACACUUGUUUGCAGCCAUGCACCCUCUGUCCUCCCCAGUUUGCUUGGCCCAGUAGCCUACGGCUUGCUCUUGCUCAAACUCAUCUCCUAAACUGAGUGUGAGGAGGCAGUCUGAAGAUUUCGGAAGAGCCGUACUCUGGAAGAGGGGCCCCGCGGUGCAUUGCAGAGCAAGGUGUACCAACACACAGUAUACAAGCAGAGCAAUGCAUGCCUAUACACUGUAUAUUUGCAGAGCCAUGUAUAGCUAUAUAUCUGGGCAGACAUAUUUAUAUUCAUAUGUUAUGUAUGUGCACAGCAUACCUAUAUCCUGAAACUCAAGCAGAGCAACAUAUAUUACAUACAGAGACACAGGGAGCUCAUAUCAGUUAUAUGAUCUGUGUGCAGAGCAUUGCAUGGCUUUGUUCGUGACAAACAGCUACUUCCAGUUCCUUGGCAUCAAUAGCACCCACAAGGCUUUGCAAACAGGCCAUAGCAGUCAGACCUGGCAGUGAAGGGGCACUGGGUGGAGAUAACAUGAGAAUCACUGUGAAUUCCCCAAUUGGAAAGGUUACAACUCUGGUUCCGAUUCUCACAACGCAAAUGGGGGUUGUUAGUAGCAGAAGGCGCGUUGUCUGCGGAAGACGAAGCAUGUCCCAGAUUUACUAAAUUGCGCUAAACAUUUAUGCACCCUGACUGGGGCUUAGCACUAUUUAUUGAACAUUGCCCUUUUCUCAGUGUUUGGUGUUACCACUAAAUUGUAGCCGUUACUGCAUUCAGCUUUUUUCUUUCUCUUUCCACCAAUGGAAAUCUAGGUCAAUAAAAACGUUUUUUUGUAAUAAAUGA
Molecule: messenger RNA, 1449 nt
Organism: Xenopus tropicalis (tropical clawed frog)
Lineage: Eukaryota; Metazoa; Chordata; Amphibia; Anura; Pipidae
Product: phospholipase A2 inhibitor and Ly6/PLAUR domain-containing protein
Exons: 5
Coding region: 71-718 (215 amino acids)
Cellular component (GO): plasma membrane; extracellular region
Source: RefSeq, a predicted model, not a curated record